ACAACAGAAAGGGAUCGCGUUUUAAAGUUGGCACCGUUUGAAACAAGAUGGCUGGUGAUGAUUUGAGAAGGAAACCAUGGCAACCAUUUGAAAUUGACAACCACAACUAUCUGCUGAAAAGCGCUUUCACUGAAGAUAGUUAUGAGAUAUUAUGUUAUGAUAUGACCACAUUGUGGUAUGAAAAGUGUGAUAUGAAGAAUCUAAAAAAAAUUACCAAGAAAUUAAACCCAUCAGUUGAAAUGCCAUUACCAAGGUUACUGACUCACUUGGAGAGUACAAUAGAAUCACAACAGGAUACAGUAAAGUAUACUGUCCAGAAAACUGAUGAUAAUAAACUAGUGGUAUCCAUGGAUUCUGAUUUAACAAAGGGUGUUCCAUUUACAUGGCAAUUUCAGUGUCAAACAGCUAAUGCAAUGUUAGCGUCUCACGUCACCAUUCCUUUACUCAUCAUGGUAACAGAGUUACAAAGGAGAACAGAACAACUACAAAGAAUAAUAAAAACAAAGGAUAGCGAGAUUGAAGAUUAUAAACUUGGUGGCGCUAGAGUAUCUAGAAGUAAGUCCAUGUAA
Saccoglossus kowalevskii is the source of this 569-nucleotide messenger RNA. RefSeq names its product non-homologous end-joining factor 1-like. NCBI's taxonomy places the organism in Eukaryota, Metazoa, Hemichordata, Enteropneusta, Harrimaniidae. Gene Ontology annotation, biological process: double-strand break repair via nonhomologous end joining. The record is from RefSeq and is a predicted model, not a curated record. Gene Ontology annotation, cellular component: DNA ligase IV complex; nucleus. Gene Ontology annotation, molecular function: DNA end binding.